AUGGCGCCAGAGAUGCCAGAGUCAGGUACCGAGAAAGGCGUUGAGCCUCGGGAGCUCUCGCUGACAGAAAGUGGUGACUCACACGUGCCAUUGCUGUCGGCUGAUCCCGAAAAAGCCAAAGAGGAAGAUACCGAGGAUGAGAAGAGCCGCGAACUGCGGCUCAACGAAGAUAUUCGUGUUCGCCCAAACCUGGUGUCAAACCUUUGUUAUGCGUUUGCAUUUUUUCUGGGUCUAUGCAUUGCAAUGUUCAUCUUUGCCAGAGAUCCGCAUAUGGGAAGCACUCUGGCUGAAAAGACGCCGGGUUUCCUUCAUGCCGCAGCGCAUGAAGUGCAACGCAGGAGUAGCUGGAUGGUGAGACAAAGCAAAAAACUCAUGGGUGUGCAGAAACCCUUCCUGUGGAUGGUUUGGGCGGAGGAAAGCUCCUUGGAAUCGGAAGAAUUUCUUCGGCGAUGUGUCGAUCGGUGGCACAGCUUUCUCAGCUCUGACUUCGAGGUUCACCUGGUGGAGGCAAAACACUUCGAUCUGUGGCUUAACUCGUCUGCUCUGCCACAGAACUUUGGAGAUCUCCCAUCCAAGGUGCAGGAGGAUAUCUUAAAGGUGGCUCUACUGGCACAUUUUGGAGGUGUGUUGGUGGAUGUGGAUUCCAUUCCCAUCCAACAAGAUAGCAUGAUGCAGAUCUGGACGAGCCUCCAGGAUAGUGAUGCACAGGCACUGGGAACUUAUUCCUAUCACCAGGAAUGCCAGUGGAGUCUAGGCAUGUGGUUCUUGGCCGCCAAGAAGGGCAGUGCCUUUAUGAAGCACUGGUUGAAGCUGCUUCUGGAGGAAAUAGGUGAUGGUAAAAAAAUCUUGGGAUCGCAUCCUGAAAUGCUCUACAUGGCGAAGUCCUUGUUUACCAAAGACAAAUCCUUUCAAUGCGAGGAGCUUCCGCCGGGCAUGGCCUGGCUGUUGCAAUAUCAAGCAGAGGAGGACCAGACCAAGGACGGAGCUUCUCCCAUCCUCCGCGCCAGAUCCCGUUGUGCCUCCGACCUGGUGACGGCCGAUUCCCGGAAAAAGGCGAAAAAGGAGGAGGUUCACGACCUGAUGGAGCUGGAACAUUCCAAAAGGCCCUUGGUGCAAGAUCCCACUGGCUGGUUGGAGGAAUGGAAUUCUGAGCUGGGCAAAGAGGCUGAAGGUUGUUACCUGGAUCUCAGGUACGGCUUCGAGGAUCUGCGUGGGGAAGGGGCUGCCUUGACGGUGCCCUCGCCCGAAGCCGUCCCCGCCUUUGACGUCGAAGGCCGGCUCCAAAUUAAGCAGCUGGUGCCGGAGAGGUUGAUUUCGGAAUCCGCCCAAUUGACGGUGCCGAACAGGGGUGCGUGGAUCUUUGAAUAUGGUUUGGUCAAAUCAGGUCUUGCUGACUUUGUGAUGGAAUUGGGAAUUGGCGACAGGAAUUCCAGCUCUUUGGAGAUCUUGACACCCUACUUUCGAGAUCGGGAAUUUCUGUCGUCAUGGAUGUGGAUAAUGGUGAAUGCCAUCAAGGGUAGCAAGAAGUCGCAAGAUCAGGUGCUGCAGUCCUUUCUGCCGAGAACUUCGCUUCGCAGCGACUGCCGCCCUGGCCUGGCGCUGUUGGCGCAGCUGGCCUCGCAGGCUGUGGUGGGCUUCACCUUGGAGGAGGUCAAAGGUAGAGCCUUCAGGUCCUAUGAGGUCUCCUUGGUGCACCAUGCCUAUCAGGUGAGUUUGGGGUUCAAUGGCAUCGCCACUGAGUUGGGCUUGGAAUGCGACUGCAGCGACUCCCACUGGUUCUUGUCACCAAAGGAUUUCCUGCAGUUCCGCGCCGAAUGGGUGCCUUAUUUGGAUCGAUUCAGUGCUGCUGUGCACAACUCGGAGUUGCCGCACUUUGAGAGAACUCGACAGCUGAGUCACCGGCAAAAGCUGUUGUUGGGAAACCAAUGCCCAAAAGAAGCAGAUUUGGAACCAAAAGUUCCCAAAGCAUUGCCACGGUUGAUUUCGGAAUCCGCCCAAUUGACGGUGCCGAACAGGGGUGCGUGGAUCUUUGAAUAUGGUUUGGUCAAAUCAGGUCUUGCUGACUUUGUGAUGGAAUUGGGAAUUGGCGACAGGAAUUCCAGCUCUUUGGAGAUCUUGACACCCUACUUUCGAGAUCGGGAAUUUCUGUCGUCAUGGAUGUGGAUAAUGGUGAAUGCCAUCAAGGGUAGCAAGAAGUCGCAAGAUCAGGUGCUGCAGUCCUUUCUGCCGAGAACUUCGCUUCGCAGCGACUGCCGCCCUGGCCUGGCGCUGUUGGCGCAGCUGGCCUCGCAGGCUGUGGUGGGCUUCACCUUGGAGGAGGUCAAAGGUAGAGCCUUCAGGUCCUAUGAGGUCUCCUUGGUGCACCAUGCCUAUCAGGUGAGUUUGGGGUUCAAUGGCAUCGCCACUGAGUUGGGCUUGGAAUGCGACUGCAGCGACUCCCACUGGUUCUUGUCACCAAAGGAUUUCCUGCAGUUCCGCGCCGAAUGGGUGCCUUAUUUGGAUCGAUUCAGUGCUGCUGUGCACAACUCGGAGUUGCCGCACUUUGAGAGAACUCGACAGCUGAGUCACCGGCAAAAGCUGUUGUUGGGAAACCAAUGCCCAAAAGAAGCAGAUUUGGAACCAAAAGUUCCCAAAGCAUUGCCACGGUUGCUUUGCGUUGUGCCAGCGUUGUGGCCUCGGGAUCUCAAAGACAUAACAGAAAUGGCAUUGACAUCGCUGGCGGACUGCGAUUUGUGCAUCUUCUUCGUGAGCUCUAAGGAUGCGCCCCAGCAGAUCCGGGGUUGCCAAGUGGUGGAUUUGUCCACAGAAGCAGAAGUGGGCUUGGAUCCAGCAGACAAACACACAGUGGUGGUGGAUAACGCCACGGGUCGUUCGGAGCCUCGUUUCAAUUCCAACAGCAAUCUCUUGGCCAAAGUGAGCCACAUGAUGCUGCAUGUGGCGGAAGUGCAACAGCCGCAGCAUCGCUUUGACUGGACCUGUUUGGUGGAAACGGAUGUCUACUUCGUGGCCGCCAACUUCCGUCGUUUGGUGUCCUUGUUGCAGCUCUCCCCCAAAGACAGCCAUUGGUUGGGACACGAGGUCCUUGCGAAUCAUUUGUACAACGGCAUCCAAAUCGAACCCAACAGCGGAAGUUGUUUGAGCGCCUUUGCCCUGCAACAACUGGGGCAAUUCUUCAGUUGGUUUGUCUUGAGACACCGCAGGCAGCUGCCGAUCCAUGAGCAUCCGUACUACUUUCAAUGGGAACGACCUCCGUUAAGUGGCGAAUGCAGACCAUUCGAUCCAAAUACCGGGCAGUCGUUUUACCAGACUGCUUUAAGUGCUUGCUUUCGAGCGGCAGGCGUUUAUCCUACAGAUCCUAGGAAUUUGGUCGACCUUCGUGGUAGACUGUAUUACCCCAAUGUUCCGGUGGAGAAACUUCCUGAUAUGCUCCGUCCUCCUGAAAGACCAAACUGCUGUUGGGGAGAAGCUCCAAAUUUGGACGGCGAUGACAACGACUUCGUUUUUGCAGGUUUGAACUAUCUGUUCUUGCGCUGUCGCGGGAAACAAAAGAUUUGGGCUGCUGACUAUCCAAUAGUCUUUCAUCCACACCUCUGCACCAACUGCAGUGCUAUGAUCGGUUUCAAGAAGACGACUCUGAGGCAGAAGGCUGUAUACCAACUGCUGACCAACCCGCACUACACCUGCAAAACGUGCAAAGGCUACAGACCUGGAUAUGAUCGAAGGUUUGCAAAGAGAAAGUCUGCACGACCAUGA
This is a messenger RNA of Cladocopium goreaui, 3753 nucleotides long. NCBI's taxonomy places the organism in Eukaryota, Dinophyceae, Suessiales, Symbiodiniaceae. The record is from the annotation of a GenBank genome assembly.